AUGUCCGGCGAAUCAGCCUCCGCUAUCCCAAGAAGCCAAGUUGAUUUGCUGGACUUCGUGGACUGGUCAGGUGUGGAAUGCUUGAAUCAAAGCGGCAGCCACUCUCUUCCAAAUGCUCUCAAACAGGGUUACAGAGAAGACGAUGGGUUGUAUUUGGAAAGCGAUGCUGAUGAACAACUGUUGAUUUAUAUUCCUUUUACUCAAGUUAUUAAACUCCAUUCAUUUGUAAUCGAAGGACCAGAGGAAGAAGGCCCGAGAACUGUAAAACUUUUUGCUAACAGGGAGCACAUGGGAUUCAGCAAUGUCAAUGAUUUCCCUCCGAGUGAUACAGCUGUUCUAUCUGAGGAUAACCUUAAGGUAACAUUAGUGUUGCCAUGGCUCCACUCAAGCGGUUUUUACAAUUUUGUUCUCUUGACAGUUUUCAUCGAGGACAAUCAAUCUGGUUCUGAAGUUACUAAAGUUCAAAAGAUUGUUCUCCAUGGGACUACGGUUGAAACAACAGAUAUGAAAGGUCUAAAGAAGAUUGAGGAGCAUUAA
Molecule: messenger RNA, 537 nt
Organism: Striga hermonthica
Lineage: Eukaryota; Viridiplantae; Streptophyta; Magnoliopsida; Lamiales; Orobanchaceae
Source: the annotation of a GenBank genome assembly